GUUGGCUCUGAGCUACGUGAACUGACCACACGUGAAUGGUUGUGGAAUUUAUUGUGUUCUUUGUCGGAGCACGACUUGUUGUCUUCCGCUGCCCUGCAGCCAAUCAGAAGUGGGCCGCGUCCGUCCACGCGCCUCGCAAGAUGGCCGACAGAGAUCAGGAGGGGCCGGGGGAGACGGGAGAGGACACAGACGAGCUGCUUUACUCUGAUGUGGAGGCAGAGGUCCGGGGUUCGGGGCCCGCUCACGCCCGGCCGCCCCGGGACCACUGCGACCUCCUCCUGGACGCCAUCGACGCCCAGCUGAGCCGCUUACAGGCCCAGAGCCAUGUUGUCAGAGCCAGAGAGGAUGGUGGGAACAGUAAGAGAAUGACUCACAACAGCACAGCGCUCGGUCAGAGUCAGUCUGUGAGCAAGGACACCGGGUUUGGGAGUACCCUCCACACCAAUGCCACCUCCACCCCCCCUCUCGACGUGGGACACUCCGUCUCCGAGACUCCAGACCUCUCCUCAGAGAAGCAGUCAGGAAGCAGGGGCCCUGACUCUGCAGAACAGGAGGAGGAGGAGGAGGAGGAAGAGGAGGAUGAUGGGGGAGCGGCGGCGGGGGAGGCCGAAGAGGACUCCGAGCGGAAGCGGUGCCUCUGGAGGCUGGAGCGCCUGCUGGGACGGGCGGAGGGCGGGUACGGGAGCCCGCCGCCCCGCAGAGAGGACAGCGUCCGCACCGAGGACUUCGCCGCCCGCUUCAGGGAGGAGAUGCUGGAGCCGCUGGGCGGAGUCAGAGCCGAGGGGGCGGGGCCUGGGAGCGGGAGCUCAGGGGAGGAGCCAGCGGGCGGAGUCAGAGCCGAGGGGGCGGGGCCUGGGGGCGGAGCUCCACUGGGUCUCUGUGAACAGAGCACACAAGCACAGCACUCCCAACUCCCACCACCAGGGGGCGAUAGUGAGCAGUCAGGAGACACAGCCUCUGAGCAGGUUGAACUGUCCCAGGGCCAGCCACCCCAGGGAUGUAAAAAACGCAGUGUCCACCAGGAGUCCCGUCCCAUUGGAGGAAGGAGUGUCAGCAUGACUGCUUUAACAGAUUCAACCCCGCUAUGUGUCCACAAGAGGCCUGGGACUGCCCCAACCAGCGAUGGGACCAACUGGACCAGUACACCCCAUGCAGAGGGGUCAGGAGGUUUCGGUUCCGCUCCCGGCCCCCCCAGCAGCAGUGGCACCGGUGUCCUGACAGCGUCCCGGUCCAGUGUGAUCACCGCGGAGACAGAGGGUGUCACGGGCCCCCCCGCCCGUCCCGCUGUCAGACACCUGGCAGGCGUUCCUGUGAAGAGCUUCGACUCGGUGACCAUCGACAGCGACCUGGACUCGGUGCGCACCGACCGGGUCCGGGAACACUUCCGGAAGGCUCUCCGCUGCGGUGCAGCGGUCAGGUGUGCCCAGGGGAACCUGUACCUGGAGGACCUGUGUACUGACCAGAGUGACCCUGACCUGCUGCUGGAGCCAAGGUCAAAGUUCAGCCUGCAGGCUCUGAGGCGGAAUGUUCCGGAUGGAAGCCGGCGAGUCAGAGCACCCCAUAACUCCCGGAGGGGACCCCCCAGCGCUGUGGUCAGGUACGACUGCUCAAACGAUGAGGAAACUGACGAGGAAGAGGAGGCGGAGGAGGAGGAGGAGCAAGAGCACACGGGCCUCUCAGGACUGGACCACAGAGGGCUGGUGCAGAAGAACAGCGCCCCCUGGAGGAGACGGCCCGGCCGGUUAAGACGGCCGCACUUACGCACGUUGACUGGCGGGUGGCUGGAGGCGAUGAGCGUAGACCGGCUGCUGCUGGAGGAAGCUCUCCACGCUCUGAGACAGAACUGCCUAAGGGAGGAGGAGAGGUUGAAACAGAAGAGGGAACAGCUACAUGAUACGGAAUUGUCCCUCACUACAUUACUGCAACAGAAGAAGCAUGCCUUGCAGGAGUUGGAGUACGCCCAGGAGAGGGCGGAGCAAGCCGAGCGUGAGGGGCGGGGCCUGGAGGCCAGCCUGAGAGACAGCCGGACGCUGGCGGACAGCACCAGGUCGCAGCUGCGCGUGCUGCAGGCCCAGAGGGACGCCCAUGCGCAGGAGCUGCGCGAUCUGGAGGAGGAGCUGAUUGCGCUGCGCAGGCACAAGGGGGCGGAGGCAGAGAAGCUCUCCUCUCUGUGUCAGAAGCUGCACGCCAGCGGUUUGUCCGUCCUGGAGAGGGAGGAGCUGGACAGACAGCUGGACAGCGCCAAGACGGAGCUGUUCGCCGAGCGGCGCCGGGCCCGGCACAAACUGGACUCCCUGCAGGAGAGGCUGGAGGAGACCCAGCAGGAGCUGGAGCAGUGUGGGGAGGAGGUCAGGGUCCUGAGGGCGAGUCACAUGGGUCUGGAGGAGGAGCUCACUGCUGCCCAGAGACAGAGAGAGGACCUGGAGCAGAGGAGGAGGGAGGAGGCGCAGGCCCACGAGGCGCAGGUGCAGGAGCUGCAGGGCCGGCUGGGGGAGCAUGGGGGCCGGGUCGGGGCUCUGGAGCGCCUCCUGGCCCAGCAGGAGGUGCGGCAGCAGGAGGCGCAGGAGCAGCUGGGGGCCCUGCAGGAGGAGAAGAGGAGCCUGGAGGCGCAGCUGCUCUCCCAAAGGGAGGAGCACCUCGCCGAGCUGAGGGAGACGCAGGAGCAGGCGAGGAGACGCAAGGAGCUGGAGUUGGAGCAGCUGAGGUCGGAGCUGAGCUCUGCGGGGCAGCAGGAGGUUCAGCAGGUUUUGGGACGGGCGGAGGCGGAGAAGCGGGAGGCCCUUAAAGAGCAGGCCCUGUCCCACGCUCAGCGUACAGACGCCCUGCGGGCUCGCGUUCAGCUGAUGGAGGAAGAGCUGAGGAAGCUGACGGACGCCCUGGAAAGACAGGAGGAGGCGGCGAAGACGUGGGAGGAGGAGCUUCGGAAGGAGGCGCAGGAGACGGUGCGCCAGGCCCUGGACCAGGAGCGCAGGAAGUGGGAGGCGCAGAAAGGGGAGGAGCUCCGGGUGCAGCAGGAGGCGCUGGAGGAGCAGGGCCGGCGGGCGGUGGAGCGGAUGAGCGAGGAGGCGGAGAGAGAGAGGAGGAACUCCCUGGCGCUGCAGAACAAGAUCGUGGAGCUUCAGACGCGCAUGCAGGAGCAGGAGAGCGACGCCCGGCUGCAGCAGAGGGAGCAUGCGGCUGCUCUGACUGCGCAGCUCGGCGCUCUGAGGGACGAGCAGCAGGACGAGCUGCAGCAGCUGCGCAGACAGCUGGAGCAGGAGGCGCAGAGGGAGGUGUCCCGGCUGCAGCUGGCCGUGCAGGAGGCCCAGGAGGAGGCCCAGGCCCUGCGGGCGGUGCUCUCCUUGAGAAGGGGGCGGAGUCCGGAGGAAGGGGGCGUGUCGAGGGCGGAGCUGCAGCAGAGGGGCUGGGCCACAGAGAUGGGGGCGGAGUGCCAGCGAUUGCAGGAGCUGCUGGAACACUGUGGAGCCACUGGGGGCGCUGUUCAGCUCCCACACAAUCCUACGGUGGCCCAGGUGGCACAAACCUUGCGUUCUAUGAGAGAGCAGCUGUACACCCUAGUCAGCCGUCUGCAGCAGGACCUGGACACGCAGAGGCACAAGACCCAACAGCUAGCCCGAGACAAGGAGCGGGAGCUGCGCACUCAGAGCGAGCGGUUGACUGUGGAAAGGGAGCAGGCCCUGGACUCACUGAAAGAGCGGCUGAUUCAGGAGCACAUUGAGGAGCUGAGCAGCAUGCAGAGGACCCAGCUGCGGGACAGCAGCUGCGAGCCGGGGGGCGUGGUCGCGUCGCUACGGCGACAGCUGCAGGAGAAGGACGGCGAGCUGCGGGAGGUGCAGAGGAGCAUGGGGAGGUGGAAGGAGCAGACCGCCACCCGCCUGGCACGCAAGUUUGAGGAGGAGCUGACGGCCGAGCUGGAGAGAUGCAAGGCACAGUUACUAAAGGAGAGACGGGUCCCGAGGACCAGAACGGACCAGCAGAGGAAACUGCAGCGUCUGGAGACUGAGAUGAGGCAGCUGACCGCGGAGUACGGAGACCCAGGGGUACUGCGUUCCACCUCCACCCCCUCCCUCCUGUCUGCGGACCCCCCCGCCGCCCCCGGCCCCCCCGACCUGGCCACGUUCAAGCUGCUGCGCCACCUGCAGAGCCGCGUGAGACAGCUGCGUGCGGAGAACUCUGUGCAGAGCUGCAGCCCCACGCACCUGGGCCCGUACCUGAACACACACCCGAGCGCGUACCUGGGGACGCACCUGAACAUGCACCUGGGCACUGCGGGGGAGCUGGCAGGAUCAUACCUGGAGACGAUCGGUCCUGCUUCAGAGCGCUGUCACACCAGGACCCGAACCCACAGCAGGACGGUCCCGAACUGAGCUGGAGCUCCAGGGAGAUACAGACAUGGGACUGUCCCACCCCACCCCACCCCACCCACUCACUCAGAGACUGGUGCUCCCCCCCCAAAGUCACGCACGUAAGGUACGGUGCACUGUAGAACCGCUGUGGUCCGGUCGUUUCAAAAAGAGGACUGCUUGAAAAGCACAAAGUCUCACCUCUCACUCACAGGAUGACUGCGGGAUCCGGUGGUCUCACCCACGCCCCCCCCCAGGGGCCUCGCCCCCACGCCCACGGAGGCCUUGACCCCACAGUCAGGACAUCCCGUAAAAUACCUGAGCACGCUCCGAACACACCCGAGUUUCGCCAGGUUUUUUACUGCCGCAGUUAAAGGCCGGGAGGGUACAGCCUGACGUCAGACCGCGGCAAUAUCCCAGAGGCCUCGCCGUCUUUCACACGCGGCGCGAACGCUCAGCGCCCUGACCGCGCGCUCGUAAAACGGUCAGUCACCCCGUGCGAGGCAGCAGACGGAUGCCGCUUGAGUGGCGGGUGCAUCGGGUUCGCAGUUAAAGGGCCGGUCACAUGACUCUGUGUGACUCCCGAGCGCUCCUUUUAUCGUCUUUUUUUGAAAUCGUUCAAAAUAUUCAAGCGAGACAACUGCCAAAUCAACGCAGUUUUAAGUGCAAGCGAGGUUUUACUUCAAUAAUGAUUUCUUCCCCGUUUCAUGGUACACUUUUCCUAAUAAAGCACGCAGACACGGUAUUUUGUCAUUUCAAGUUUAAUUUAAAAAAAAAAAAAAAA
Molecule: messenger RNA, 5127 nt
Organism: Anguilla anguilla (European eel)
Lineage: Eukaryota; Metazoa; Chordata; Actinopteri; Anguilliformes; Anguillidae
Product: trichohyalin
Exons: 31
Coding region: 36-4367 (1443 amino acids)
Source: RefSeq, a predicted model, not a curated record